AGGCAAACAAAUUAUUAUUUAGCUCAAGGAAGAGGCAUCAGGCGUACCGUCACCUUAUUCGAUAGUAUCGAAGACCUCGUCGCUGAAAAUGACAGAAGAUACGAUGACAACGACGACACAGCUACUAUCGAUCAAGAACGGCUGCAAAUAGGAUACGAUAUCCUAAUAAGAACUUUGCCGUGGUUGCUGAAGACGUCCUCCAACGUGGAGCAUGACGAUUACACCCGCAUGCUCAAAAUGCUUAGGCAGGGGGCUGAUGGAGCUCAAGGCGACGAUACAUCGAAACUGAAGACUCUUAUUGCUGACUGGGUCAAUCGUGAACUCAAACUGAAUACCCCAGUGGACCCUGACGACAAACAUUCUCGCGGAUUCAUCAGCAAUGCGUGUGGCAAGUUACUCUGCCUGGCUGAGCUUGAUUGGAAUAGCCCAGUGUACGUAGUGCAUUCGGAAACCUCAAGCAACACUAACUGUUAUAUUGUGACGGACCUCUCCUUUCCGGCCUUCUUGUAUGAGAAGUAUACUGCCAAUCUUGACAAUUUGGAGGAAGGCCUUUUUAAGGGCAAAAUCUUGGUGCAGGGCUAUAAAGCUGUCUUCACGUCUCCCUCCUCAGCAAAAAACAUUGAGGGUGAUGGUGAUGGUGCUGACGUCAUUGAGAACAAUAGACGUACUAAAACAGCCUUGGGAAUCAAGGUCAAGAAACAUGUACGAUUUGCGCUUUCUUCUGUCACGUCGUGGCGGACUGUCGACGGCAACUUCAACUACGUACAGUUCUGGUGGUCCAUCGUGGAUUUCUUCGAACGGCCUCCUGGUCGAGAAGCACAGCGUAGGGUCAACAGACUCCUUGAGUGGUGGACUAGGAAAGUUUUCGGUAGGAGCCGCCGUGAGGAUCUAAGUGAUGCGGCGAGGUCCACCAUGUCUGUCAAUGCUCUUGCAAGGCAGAGAGCACAACUCAAUGACGCUGCUUUUGAUUUAAACUAG
Messenger RNA from Suillus plorans, 978 nucleotides. RefSeq lists its product as uncharacterized. The annotation marks the transcript as partial. The transcript has 7 exons. The record is from RefSeq and is a predicted model, not a curated record. Lineage: Eukaryota; Fungi; Basidiomycota; Agaricomycetes; Boletales; Suillaceae.